Meira miltonrushii is the source of this 936-nucleotide messenger RNA. RefSeq lists its product as uncharacterized. The transcript is spliced from 4 exons. NCBI's taxonomy places the organism in Eukaryota, Fungi, Basidiomycota, Exobasidiomycetes, Exobasidiales, Brachybasidiaceae. The record is from RefSeq and is a predicted model, not a curated record. Bases 1 to 936 code for a protein of 311 amino acids.
AUGUUCAAAUUCACUUCAGGCCUUGUUGCUAUUUUAGCUAUCACCUCAAUGGUAGUAGCAGAUAGCGGUCGUACAAAAGGUUACCGUCAAGUUCCAACAGGAGCCAUCUCUCAUUGCGGAAUCAACACAGGCCAACAAUGCUUUACAGUAGAAACCGGUCUCGAUAAUUUUGCUGUUUUGACCGAUGAGCCAUUAGAUAUUGCUUGUGAUCCUUCCGGUCUUUGUAUUCUACCUUUUGACUUUGAUAAAAGGGGCAAGACAUCAUUCUUCAUCGGUCAAUGCUUAAACAACAAUGGUGAAGUUACCGGUUCGGCAAUUAAUGUGACUUUAGGUCUUCGUAGCGUUUCCGCUCAUAGUUCAGCCUAUGCUUCAUUUGUUCUUAGGGGUAACAUGAAAGCAAAAUGGGCCUAUGAUGAUGUUUACACUACAAGCCCCGUCAUGCCGUAUGCAAUGGCAGCUGGGGACCCAGGUAAUCAGGGCGAGGUUCCACAUGAAGAGAGCGGGGAAGGUUAUCGUGUGGUGAAGAAUGGAACGAUCGGAGGUUGUGGAGACGAUACAACACAACAAUGUUACCAAGUUAAGCCUUUAUCGAGAAUCGCUGUUUAUACUAAGUUCAACGAUACAGUAUUGGAUACUAUUUGUGAACUGAAUGGUCUCUGUGUAACUCCGUUUGACUUUGAGACUGACGGCCAAAAACUUGAGAUUACCGUCAAAUGUUUGGAUAACAAAGGGUACGACCAAAAAGCAGAUGUACGCAUGGAUUUGGGCAAAGGCAGUGUAGAAGGUAGUAGUUCUUCAGCAUACUCUUUCUUCGUUGCCAGGGGUCAUGGUGUUUCUGCAAAAUGGCAAUCUGAUGCAGGCUAUACCAGCAAUAAUCAUGACCCAAAACCUUCUUCAAAGAGGGCAGAAGAACUCUUUAUUCGUUGCCCCACCUAG